Messenger RNA from Erpetoichthys calabaricus (reedfish), 978 nucleotides. RefSeq names its product paraneoplastic antigen Ma1 homolog. The annotation marks the transcript as partial. The transcript is spliced from 3 exons. Lineage: Eukaryota; Metazoa; Chordata; Cladistia; Polypteriformes; Polypteridae. The record is from RefSeq and is a predicted model, not a curated record.
AUGGAGGAUGCAGAAGGGAGUAAUCUCUUGUCGGUUGACUUGCGCAACUGGUGCAGAGGCGAAGGUAUAGACCCUGCUCAUGCUGUAAUGUUAACUGGUAUAAGAGAAGACACUGAGAUAGCACAUAUUGAGGAAGCCUUGCAUGGUAUUAAAGUUUUAGGAUGUGUCCAAGUAAGGGGCAAAAUGUACAGCCCUACACAGAGGAGUUUAAAGGUGCUUUGCGAAUGCCAAGCUGAGGUGGAUACAGAAGCACUCCCCCCAGAAGUCUUACCUAAUGGUGGGGAGGGGGGUGUUUGGAAACUAGUGACUACCAAUAGAGUGGGUGGUAGCCCAGAAAGUUUCGCUGAAAAAUUUGAAAAACUACUUAAAGAUGAAGGGAUGACUAUGGACAAUGUACAAGCUCUGUACAUGCGUGAUAAGUCUGGUCAAAGUAACCCAGAGUCUAUUAUUCGGGCUGUUGGGGAGCUGAUAGGAAAGACAGUCAGGCCCUCAAAUGAAAAUAAUGCCUAUAGGCGUUUAAGGGUUUUUUCUGGUGUGAGUCCCACACCUGCAGGUGAAGAAGGCUUAGAUGUUUGGGCUGAUCAAGCAAGGCUUAUGGUGGAGGAAUGUGACUGCUCCGAUAGAGAAAAACGGAGGAGGUUGAUUGAGAGUCUGAAAGGGCCAGCUUUAGAAGUCAUUCAAGCCGUAAGAGUGGCUAAUCCUGAUGCUCGGCCUGCAGAAUAUAUUGAGGCUGUAGAAAAUAUAUUUGGGACAACUGAGUCAGGGGAAGACUUGUACAUUGCAUUUAGGAUGCUACGUCAGCAACGAGGGGAACUAUUGUCCGCGUUCCUUAGGAGGUUAGAGAAGUUGCUUGCUAAAGCAGUGCGGAAAGGAGGGAGAGAAAGCCAAACCCCCCCAUCUUUUUUGAAGCUGCUCACCGAAAUUCGUGAGGAGGAGGAAUGGGAAGAUUGUUGGAUAAAGAGAAAGAGGGCAGGCAGG